AUGAUUAGAAGUUUAGGUAGAGGUAUAAGAUAUCUGUCUGUUCGGUGGAACGGAACGUCAUCGUCAGCAGCAGCUGUAAGCAAACUCAAAGCCUCUGGUUUCAGUCUUCCUCAAAAUAAUCCACCACCUCCGCAAUUAACACCAGAGCAAACUAUUCAGUUACAAACAGAUUCUGCUGAUUUUGCUAUAACAAAACUUGUUCAUGGCGUGACGCCCAAAAAGCUUGCUAUAACGGAAAGAGCUGUUUCUAAACUCCGUCUGAUCAUUGAAACAGACAAAGACCCAGAUUCAGCGUUAAGAAUAGGAGUAGAAAGUGGGGGAUGCCAUGGAUUCCAAUAUAAUUUGAAGUUAACUCAAGUAGCCAAAGAGUUGGCUCAAGAUAAAGAUAACGAUCUCUAUGUGUUCAAGAGAGGCCCAGCACAAGUUAUAAUUGAUGAUUCAAGCUUAGAAAUCCUACAGGACUCCAAAGUUGACUACACUAAAGAGUUAAUAGGUAGUCAAUUUAAAGUAGUUGAUUCUCCAUACACUUCUACAUCGUGUGGGUGUGGAUCAUCAUUUGAUUUCGACUUUGAUAAGUUGGAAGAGGCCAAACUGGCUAGAGGAUCAUCAUAA
This is a messenger RNA of Lizanozyma spartinae, 612 nucleotides long. It is a transcript of the gene ISA2, whose product is annotated as Isa2p. Gene Ontology annotation, cellular component: mitochondrion. The transcript has a single exon. Lineage: Eukaryota; Fungi; Ascomycota; Pichiomycetes; Serinales; Debaryomycetaceae. Gene Ontology annotation, molecular function: iron ion binding; 2 iron, 2 sulfur cluster binding; 4 iron, 4 sulfur cluster binding. The record is from RefSeq and is a predicted model, not a curated record. The coding region runs from base 1 to 612 and encodes 203 amino acids. Gene Ontology annotation, biological process: iron-sulfur cluster assembly.